UGCACCACAGACAGACAUCAGAGACACGAAUGGAGACCCACGUCAGAGCAACUAGAAUCAUACAGUAGAUAUUACCAUUAGGAGUCAGUUAGAAAGGUAAUCAUUAGUAAGUUAAUACUAUAAGUUAAAGUUAAAAUCAUAAAUACUACAAUAAAAGGUCAGACAGACUGAAUUAGUUGAUUAAUUCAUUGAUUGGGGUAAUCAUUGAUAUUCGGUAUGGUUAGUUAAGAUGGCUGACUACGUCAACAAACAGGUGAUUGACCUAAAAGAUGUUAAUGAAGAAAACCGGAACAAAGCAACGAGGAGCGUGAAGACUGAGACUCAUCUCUCAGAUGGAAGACUAAGACUCUACAGGAUGGCUGCUGUGUGUUUAGGAGUGCUGUGUGUUCUACAAGUCACUCUCAACAUCUCCCUGAGACUGGCUUUCUAUAACAGAGGCAAUGAGACUGAAGAGAGAGACCAGCUACAGACCAGUUGCAACACCCUGACUGAAGAGAGAGACCAGCUACAGAAGGAAAGAGAUGAUCUCAUGAGAAAGUUCUCUAAUCUGAAACAAACCUGCCCUGAAGGCUGGCAGCAGUUUAACUCCAGUUGGUACUUCCUGUCUACUGUGAAAAAACCCUGGAAGGAGAGCAGACAGGACUGUCUGGAGAGAGGAGCAGACCUGGUGAUCGUAAACAGUGAAAUGGAACAGGAGUUUCUCUUUGGCCUCAAUAAGAGAGCCUGGAUUGGUCUGACUGACUCUGUUACUGAGGGGACCUGGAAAUGGGUGGACGGCACCCCACUGACCACCCCAAGUUACUGGCACACACAGCAGCCUGAUAAUGGUGGUGACAACCCAGCAAAUCGGAACGAGGACUGUGUUGAGCUGAACACAGAAACAUGGCGUCCUGUAAAGGCAUGGAAUGACCUGUCAUGUUUAAACAAUCGUUACUGGAUCUGUGAGAAAGUGGAAACAACACCAUGACAACAGAGGAGGCUGGUGGGAGGACUGAAAGGAAUUUUAUAAUAUCUGUACAUUACAAUUCUACCUGUAAUUGCAAAAGUACAAUGAUUUGCAUGUUUUGCUUGAGCUUGAGAUUAAGAAUCAGUGAUAGACCUUGCAAGUCCAUGAAAAGGUCAACUGUACAAAUCAAAUCAAAUUUUAUUUGUCACGUGCACAUGGUUAGCAGAUGUUAAUGCGAGUGUAGCGAAAUGCUUGUGCUUCUAGUUCCGACAAUGCAGUAAUAACCAACAAGUAAUCUAACCUAACAAUUCCACAACUACUACCUUAUACAUACAAGUGUAAAGGGAUAAAGAAUAUGUACAUAAAGAUAUAUGAAUGAGUGAUGGAACAGAACGGCAUAGGCAAGAUGCAGUAGAUGUUAUAGUGUACAGUAUAUACAUGUGAGAUGAGUAAUGUAGGGUAUAUAAACAUAAAGUGGCAUAGUUUAAAAUGGCUAGUGAUACAUGUAUUACAUAAAGAUGGCAAGAUGCAGUAGAUGAUAUAGAGUACAGUAUAUACAUAUACAUAUGAGAUGAGUGAUUUAGGGUAUGUAAAUUUUAUAUUAAGUGGCAUUCUUUAAAGUGGCUAAUGAUACAUUUUUACAUAAUUUCCAUCAAUUCCCAUUAUUAAAGUGGCUGGAGUUGAGUCAGUAUGUUGGCAGCGGCCACUAAAUGUUAGUGGUGGCUGUUUAACAGUCUGAUGGCCUUGAGAUAGAAGCUGUUAAAGUCAUAUGUCUGUGUGUUGAAACUAUACUUUGGGUAACAGAUGGAUAAAGGGAACUAAGAGUUCCUGUUGAUACUAUGUUCCAGUCUUACUUCUGCUUGCACAUGAUAGCAAUAACGGGAAGAGUGAUUGGGAAACUAACUGCAAAUAACACAAUAAGCUGAACUCUGCCUAGCAGAGACAUCUUUGUAUUAGCAACUAUUAAUUAUGAGCUUAUGUGGUAUUACUGUUAAGGGACAUCACCCCGGGUGGGGUGAUCCCCAGUAGGGGAUAAAAAGGGAAAACACCAUAUUUUGUGCUGAGUGAGUUACAUGCAAAUUACGGCUUGCAAUCCAGCUUGCAAUCCUUAUUAAACAAACUAACCUCUGAUCAAAGAAGUUUCCUGUGGUCACUUGUUUGUACAUGGAGCAGAAUUUCCCUUACAACUCUUGGCAACGAGGAUGGGAUGGAUAAUGGCAGUCUUCAACUGAUCCCAGAGUGAAGACAGGUCAACCAUGCACAGGGAAUUCUCACUCCACAUAGAGGUUGGAGCAGAUGAAACCCUCCUGUAAUCACUGGAGCAGGGGAGACUGUCUACUCUAUCCUAAACACAUUUAGAUAAGACCUGGAUUCUUUGAUCAUGGGUUAACAAGCUUAGUUUUAAGAAAAUGAGCGCUAAGUUUUAAUAAAAUAGCGAGCUCAGUGAAUGAGAGAUAGGGGUAGAGUCCUCUUGAAAGAAGGGUCCUUUCUCAAAAAGGGGUGUGAGUCCUCUGAGAGAAGGCUGAAUGAGAGAUAGGGGUAGAGUCCUCUUGAAAGAAGGGCCUUUUGGUAUUUUCUCUAUUAUUGGGAUUGGAAGGGUCCUUUCUCAAAAACGACUCAAAGGGGUUUGAGUCCUCUGCAAGAGGGCUGCUGAGGGAUGCUGAGCAAGAAGGGUCUAUUCUCUAUUAUAUGGGUUGGCUGAUUGGGAGAUGUGGGCAGAGUCCGCUUGAGAGAUGGGAGUAUGAAUGGGAGAUAGGGGUAGAGUCCUCUUGAAGAAGGAAAUGUAUUAAUGUAUAAAUGAUGGUGUCAGCGAGGAUGUAAUGUUAAAUUAGAUACUGUAACGUUGAGCAUUAGCCGAUUAGAAAAGUUGUUGGGAGAUAGUGGUUUGAACGUAGUGGUUUGGAAGAUCGUGACAGCAUCGUGGUGUAAACGGGGCUGUUACAGUACUAAUCAGACAUAUAUUGGAAAAGUGAGAGAAGUGCAUCUGGGAGAAGAUAUACUUUGGAGUUCUUUCCCAUUAGGGGGAAAAAGAGCUCGGGAGUAUUAAUUUAAAGAUAAGGCUUAAGAUCAGGGUUUUUUUCCAUUUGUAAGCAUAUGUAAAAAGAUUGCUUGUUUGUACUGUAACUUGUUAUACUGUAAAGAAGUAUCCGUUAUACUGAUCAAUAUUGUUUUUCUGUAUUUUACCGAGAAAAAAAAAAAGAAAAAAAAGGAAAACCGGUGGUUCCUGAGGACACCGGACCGAACCGAUCCAUGACGAGACUAUUUGGAGAGUGGGCAAUGAGUGAGAUUCCACUGUGUCACAAGGAAGGUGGUUUUCCACUAGGAGGGAGACUUGAGGACUAUGAAAGACUAAAGAAAAGGGGAAAGCCAGGAGUGAACUGGGGGCUAUUUAGAAAAUGGGAAGUGCACAGAGCUGUGUGUAUGAACUGUGCGGGAUGAGAGUACAAAGAGCCAGAUGAGGUCUGGGAACACAUGAAACAUGAAAGACAAUUCUCAGAUAUAGAAGAAAGGGAGAAGACAACGAAAGACACUAAACUACAGAUCAGCUGGUUUUCUACCAAGGGAAAUCCACAAAUCCACAACCAUAUGCUCCACAUCCACAUGCUCCACAACCAUAACCAUAUGCAACCGGAGGGCUGCCGAGAGGAAAAGGAGCAGGUCACCCGCGGAGUGGUGGAGGACGAUCCCGGGGAAGAGACCGUGGCAGAGGAAAUUCAAAAACUUCCGUCUGCUAGACCUGCAAUCAACCUGGACACACUUCCCCUUUGUGUCUACAGAAAGGCUGCUUUGUAUGCGGCCAACCUGGUCAUUUUAAGAGAGAAUGCCCAAACGCUCAAGGCAAUCCAGAACCAGAUGAUCGUGGACCCUGGCUGAAUGCCCCUCCACACACAGCGGCGCACAACCCAGGGUUCUGACCAGACGAAGGAGAAGGACUCAUGAAUC
Messenger RNA from Salvelinus fontinalis (brook trout), 3889 nucleotides. Its product is annotated as C-type lectin domain family 4 member E-like. The coding region runs from base 230 to 967 and encodes 245 amino acids. The record is from RefSeq and is a predicted model, not a curated record. The transcript has 6 exons. Lineage: Eukaryota; Metazoa; Chordata; Actinopteri; Salmoniformes; Salmonidae.